Molecule: messenger RNA, 2648 nt
Organism: Chinchilla lanigera (long-tailed chinchilla)
Lineage: Eukaryota; Metazoa; Chordata; Mammalia; Rodentia; Chinchillidae
Gene: Fbxw7
Product: F-box and WD repeat domain containing 7, E3 ubiquitin protein ligase
Exons: 13
Coding region: 440-2566 (708 amino acids)
Biological process (GO): ubiquitin recycling; proteasome-mediated ubiquitin-dependent protein catabolic process
Cellular component (GO): nucleus; cytoplasm
Molecular function (GO): ubiquitin binding
Source: RefSeq, a predicted model, not a curated record
AGAGGAAACUUUGUGGAGACACAGCCCGGAGUGUGCCGGACGUGACUGUCCCAAACGUGACUGUCCCGGGACAAGCGGCCCGGGAAGGGCCGAAGACACAGCCUGAAGAGACCCAGGAAGAGGAAAAGAGGAGGUGAGCGGGGCGCCUCCUCCUCUCCGCCGGCAGCGCAGCGCGGAAGAGACCCGGUGGCCGCCUGGUUGAUCGGCUCGAGCGCUGCUGCUUCCUCAGUUCCGCGCCGGAGCCUUCCGCAGCCGCUGUCUCCGUCCGGAGGAGGAAGGGAACCAGCCCGCCUGUCUGCGCCGCCGCUCUGCUCUAACGCGAUUACUUCCUUAGGAUAGCUUGCCAGAAGUGGAAUUACUGGGUCAGAGGAAUGUGAAAGCCUUUGCAUCUUCUGAUAGUCUGGCCAAGGUUCAGGAAGUGGCAAGCUGGCUUUUGGAAAUGAAUCAGGAACUGCUGUCUGUGGGCAGCAAAAGGCGACGGACAGGAGGCUCUCUGAGAGGUAACCCUUCCUCAAGCCAGGUGGAUGAGGAGCAGAUGAACCGGGUGGUGGAGGAGGAGCAGCAGCAGCAGCAGCUAAGACAACAGGAGGAGGAGCACACCGCAAGGAACGGUGAAGUUGUGGGAGCAGAACCUAGAUCUGGAGACCAGAAUGAUUCCCAGCAAGGACAAGUGGAAGAAAACAAUAAUCAGUUUAUUUCAGUAGAUGAGGACUCCUCAGGAAACCAAGAAGAGCAAGAGGAAGAUGAAGAACAUGCAGGUGAGCAAGAUGAGGAGGAGGAAGAAGAGGAGGAAAUGGACCAGGAAAGUGAUGAUUUUGACCAAUCUGAUGACAGUAGCAGAGAAGAUGAACAUAUACAUAGUAACAGUGUCACAAACUCCAGUAGUACUGUGGACCUGCCCAUUCACCAACUCUCCUCCCCGUUCUAUACAAAGACAACAAAAAUGAAAAGAAAGUUGGACCAUGGUUCUGAGGUCCGCUCCUUUUCUUUGGGAAAGAAACCAUGCAAGGUCUCAGAAUAUACAAGUACCACUGGGCUUGUACCAUGUUCAGCAACACCAACAACUUUUGGGGACCUGAGAGCAGCCAAUGGCCAAGGGCAACAACGACGCAGGAUUACAUCUGUCCAGCCACCAACAGGCCUCCAGGAAUGGCUGAAAAUGUUUCAGAGCUGGAGUGGACCAGAAAAAUUGCUUGCUUUAGAUGAACUCAUUGAUAGUUGUGAACCAACACAAGUAAAACAUAUGAUGCAAGUGAUAGAACCUCAGUUUCAAAGAGACUUCAUUUCUCUGCUCCCUAAAGAGCUGGCACUUUAUGUGCUUUCAUUUCUGGAACCCAAAGACCUGCUACAAGCAGCGCAGACAUGUCGAUACUGGAGAAUUUUGGCUGAGGACAACCUUCUCUGGAGAGAGAAAUGCAAAGAAGAGGGGAUUGAUGAACCAUUGCACAUCAAGAGAAGAAAAGUAAUAAAGCCAGGUUUCAUACACAGCCCAUGGAAAAGUGCAUACAUUAGACAGCACAGAAUUGAUACAAACUGGAGGCGAGGAGAACUCAAAUCUCCGAAGGUGCUGAAAGGACAUGACGAUCAUGUGAUCACAUGCUUGCAGUUCUGUGGGAACCGGAUAGUUAGUGGUUCUGAUGACAACACUUUAAAAGUUUGGUCAGCUGUCACAGGCAAAUGUCUGAGAACGUUAGUGGGACAUACAGGUGGAGUCUGGUCAUCACAGAUGAGAGACAAUAUCAUCAUCAGUGGAUCUACAGACCGGACCCUCAAAGUGUGGAACGCCGAGACUGGGGAAUGUAUACACACCCUGUAUGGGCACACUUCCACUGUGCGCUGUAUGCAUCUCCAUGAGAAAAGAGUUGUCAGUGGUUCUCGAGAUGCCACUCUUAGGGUUUGGGAUAUCGAGACAGGCCAGUGUUUACAUGUCUUGAUGGGUCACGUAGCAGCAGUCCGCUGUGUUCAGUACGAUGGCCGGAGGGUUGUCAGUGGAGCGUAUGAUUUUAUGGUGAAGGUGUGGGAUCCGGAGACUGAGACUUGUCUACACACGCUGCAGGGGCACACGAAUAGGGUCUAUUCCUUACAGUUUGAUGGCAUCCAUGUGGUGAGUGGCUCUCUUGAUACAUCAAUCCGAGUUUGGGACGUGGAGACGGGGAAUUGCAUACACACAUUAACAGGGCACCAGUCAUUAACCAGUGGAAUGGAACUCAAAGACAAUAUUCUUGUCUCUGGGAAUGCAGAUUCUACAGUUAAAAUCUGGGAUAUCAAAACAGGACAGUGUUUACAAACAUUGCAAGGUCCCAACAAGCAUCAGAGUGCUGUGACCUGUUUACAGUUCAACAAGAACUUUGUAAUUACCAGCUCAGAUGAUGGAACUGUAAAACUAUGGGACUUGAAAACGGGUGAAUUUAUUCGAAACCUAGUCACAUUGGAAAGCGGGGGGAGCGGGGGAGUUGUGUGGCGGAUCAGAGCCUCCAACACAAAGCUGGUGUGUGCGGUCGGGAGUCGGAACGGGACUGAAGAAACCAAGCUGCUGGUGCUGGACUUCGAUGUGGACAUGAAGUGAAGAGCAGAAAAGGUGGAUUUUGUCCAGAUGUGUAGAGAUACACUCCCUGCCCUUCCCCCUGCGCAAAAAAAAAAAAAAAAAA